AUGGUUCGACGUUGUGUUUCAAUAGAUCGGCGUCAUCAUCUUCCGUCAUCGUCAAAUGGCGAUUCACAUAAGAAAUUAACAACGCUUUUCCACAAGUCAAGACGACGAGCCGUUGAGAAGAAUAACUCGGCCAUACCCACGGCGGAUCUCUCCACUCUCAAAACGUUAAACAAGAUUGUCGAUUCAAACUUAACAAGGUCUCUUUACCUCGACACCAUCAUCACUGACGCUGCCGAGCUUGGAGGCUAA
Arabis nemorensis is the source of this 249-nucleotide messenger RNA. Lineage: Eukaryota; Viridiplantae; Streptophyta; Magnoliopsida; Brassicales; Brassicaceae. The record is from the annotation of a GenBank genome assembly.